GAACAGCAAGCUGAAGCUAUCAUUGGGCGCCUGAAUUCUUUCCCGCACAAAUGCAACCAAAUGUUAUCAAAUACCACAAUUACAACACAUGCACUUCUCUCACUCGCCCUUCCCCACAUUGGGAUUCCAAAAUUUUGGGGAAUUUUUAUGGCAACGAAGCUUUUCAGCCCUAGUUUAUCCCCGAUCUCGACCUGGUCUAGUUAGUUCAACCUUGACCACCUUGAUCACCUUGAUCACCCUGACCACCCUGACCACCUUGACCAACCUAACCUGACCUGAUCCGACAAGACCUCCAUUUUAAGCAAAUAUUAGUAUACUAGUUUGACGACUGCCGAGUCCGAUCCUCGCCCUAUCGCCCUAUCGCCCAACAAUCGACGGUCCGUGCUUUCGAGGGUAUAUCGUCCGAAAGUUGGUAGGAUAAUACACACAGGGUUUAGCUGGAAUGUGAAAAACAAUUUGGGUCUGCACCGCUGACGACGUGUGCUCCCUUCCCUUCACCCUCUUCUUCUUUCCAUACAGCUCGACGGGUAGCUAGCUUCUCCCCCCAAGUCGACGAGGAGGGGAACGACUUGUAGACUGCUUGGCCAUGGCGCCCAGCUCUGGACAUGCCCCUCACCCCUCCAAUGGUUCCUCUUCGAGCGACCGGCGUUAUAGUCCGGCCAACGGGAAAGUUGCUGUAGUAGCGAGCAGACAUGAUAGGACUCCCAAUACCCCGAGAAAGGAGGCUAGUAGGCGUGAGGCGGCUUUACAAGAUCCGGGACUGAGAGACUACCGUUUAGGAGAAUGUCUAGGAAAAGGAGCAUUCGGUUCCGUAUACAAGGCGAUCCAUUGGGGUACCGGUGAAGCCGUCGCCGUCAAGCAGAUCAAAUUAGUAAAUUUGCCGAAAAGCGAGCUACGAAUGAUCGAGGCUGAAAUCGACCUUUUGAAAAACCUGAAUCAUGACAACAUUGUCAAGUACAUCGGGUUUGUCAAAUCAGCAGAUUGUCUCAAUAUCAUCUUGGAAUAUUGCGAAAAUGGUUCUUUGCAUUCGAUAUGCAAGGCGUACGGGAAGUUCCCGGAGAAUCUUGUUGGGGUUUAUAUGACCCAGGUCCUCCAAGGUCUUCAGUAUCUACAUGAUCAGGGUGUGAUACAUAGAGAUAUCAAGGGAGCUAACAUUCUGACGACCAAGGAUGGUAAGGUAAAGCUUGCAGAUUUCGGUGUGUCUACCAGUACCGUCGCCGGACCCGAUAAAGAGGCCCAGGUUGUGGGAACUCCGUACUGGAUGGCCCCCGAGAUAAUUGAGCUAUCCGGUGCCACACCUGCGUCCGACAUCUGGAGUUUGGGCUGCACAGUCAUUGAGCUACUGUCCGGUAAACCUCCGUAUCACCACCUACAAGCUAUGCCUGCGUUGUUUGCUAUCGUUAACGAUGACCACCCGCCACUCCCCGAGGGUGUAUCUUCGGCCGCACGCGAUUUUCUAAUCCAGUGUUUCCAGAAAGAUCCCAAUCUUCGCGUUUCCGCGAGGAAAUUACUAAAGCACAACUGGAUUGUAGGCUGUCGGCGAAGCGAUGCGCCUGUAGCGAAAGCCCCGGGUAAUUUCAGCCAAGCUGUCGAAGAAGUCAAGCAGUGGAAUAAAGCCCUUACAUCUUCUGAGACCAAUCUCAGGGUUUCAGCAGGGUCCGAUUCGUCAUUCCCUUUUCAUCAUGGCCAUCAAAAUUCACGAUUCUCAUCACAAGACCAACCUAGGUCCAAUGUCCCGACCCCAGCCAAGGCGCCUUUUGUACUUAAACCAAGACCCACUGCCGAGGACUUCCGGUCUCCUGAACUCGCGGACGAUGAUAAUUGGGAUGAUGAUUUUGCGACUGCGAUUUCGCCUAGUGCCCUAAAGCUCCCACAUGUCAAACCCCAGGACCACUUUGGUGGUAUGCUUUCAGCCGACCGUUUGAAAGCCUUUGCAUCUAUUGACAACUCACGAGACUUGUCCCCUAGCUGGGAGAAUGAGUUUGAUUCAGAUCUCCUUACGACUGUACAAAAACUACAAUCGGUUCAAGAAGAGGAUCCACAGGAAAAGACGAUUCGCCCCAACUGGAAAUUCUCAGAAAAGGCUGAGAAGAUAGUAGAACCAAAGCCUCAACCGCCAAAGUCAUCCUCUCGUAAACGAACGGGAAGUGGCCAUCAGAGGCAAAAGUCUCAGCCUAAGAGUCAUCUCGGUAGCAAAUUUGAGUUACCCUCUCGACCUGAUCAACUGUUCAGAGAGCAGACGACAGAGGACUAUUCGGAUAUCUUCGACGACAACGAAAGUGUCUUCAACCAACGCUUAGGUUUAUCCAAGAAACCUGAUGCCCCCCAAUUAUUCCAUCCUUCGGAUCUCACCAGCUUGCCGCGGUCUAUGCAGUCGCCCGUGGCGAGCAGCAUACGAAGACCAGCUUCAGCGCGACCUUCAGCUCUUCCCGACCGACCGUUUCAAAGGUCUAAGUCAUCCAUUGAAAUCCAAAAGUUUGCGGAAGAUAAGGAUGAUGAAGACUUCUCCGAUAUAUUUGGUCUCGCUGACAACUUGACCGAGAAGGAAGAGAGUGACCGGGGCUCCGAGGAAGGAAAUCUCAUGGUCCUAUCCCGACUUUCAAACAAUUCUUGGCUAGGCGAUGACGAGGACGAGGACGAUCCAUUUGCCUCCAUGGAUCCGGACUGGGACGAGAUGGACCUUGAAGCAAAUAUCGCGCGGGAUCGCCAUGCGCGACUAGCCGAGAAGAUUGAAGAGCUUGUACGCUCACUCAAGACGACUGAGGGUGAGGAUAAGUUACUGGAACUUUCAGAGGAUCUGCUGGCGCUGCUCUGGGAAAAUACAGAAGUCAAGAAUUUGAUCAUCAGCGCCCACGGAUUAUUACCAAUUCUUGAGAUCCUUGACCUUUGUACUAUGAAGAGCAGACAGCAGAUGAUCCUACAGCUAUUGCAAGUUGUUAACACGAUUAUCCUUGAUGAUGUUGAACUGCAAGAGAACCUAUGUUUCGUCGGCGGAAUCCCAAUUAUCACCAAAUUUGCAGCACGGCAAUAUUCGACUGAAAUUAGGCUAGAAGCUGCCGCCUUUGUAAGACAGAUGUAUCAAACAUCCACCCUAACACUGCAGAUGUUUGUCAGCGCUGGCGGUCUCAAUGUUCUUGUCGAAUUUUUAGAUGAGGAUUAUGACACUGCGAGGGAUUUAGUGCUGAUUGGUGUGAACGGUGUUUGGAAUGUCUUUGAGCUUCAAGGUCCUACUCCGAAAAAUGAUUUUUGCCGAAUAUUCUCGAGGAGCAAGAUCCUCUAUCCGUUAGCUCUUGUUCUGCAUCGUGUUCUCGAUGAAUAUACCGAGAACGAACUGACAGAACUCAUUGAAGGACGUAUUGUCAACAUCUUCUACCUGUUUUCGCAAGCUGAGAACUUUGUUAAAGAGAUGGUGGCCGACCGGCAAGUGUUAAAGAGCAUUCUAAAGGAUCUCCGGCGCAUGACACCUGCCCAUCAAAUCACGAUGUUAAAGUUCAUUAAGAACUUGUCGAUGCUUUCUACCACACUUGACGCUCUACACUCCGCGGAUGCCAUUGACUUCCUUAUUGAGUUACUUAGCAAUAGUAUGAAGAGAGGACAUCCCCAUUUCCGCGAGAUCUCUAAUCAAGUGCUCAAUACGAUGUUUAAUCUCUGUCGCUUAAGCAAGGACCGCCAAGAAUAUGCGGCAGUCAAUGGAAUAAUCCCCUUGUUAUUAAAGAUUAUGAAGACAGAUCGACCUCCAAAGGAAUUCGCACUGCCGAUUCUUUGCGAUAUGGCGCAUUCUGGAAGCAGAGGAAGACGGUCCUUAUGGCAAAAUAAGGGUCUUGACUUUUACGUCUCGUUAAUAGCAGACCAGUAUUGGCAGGUCACGGCAUUAGAUGCUAUAUAUGCCUGGUUGCAAGAGGAGACGGCAAAGGUCGAGGCGCAUCUCUUAAACGGCAAAUUUCCGGAGGCAAUCGUAUAUUGCUUCAAUACCCAGAAGACGAAUGCUUUUGACCCCAACGUGCUAGAACCCCUACUGAAACUCCUACGGCUAUCACCAUCUUUAGCGGCGUCAUUGGCAAAGUCGGAGAUGUACGCCGGAAUUGAACAAAAGCUUUCACAGAAGAAAGCAGUUGUUCGCCUAAACCUCCUUCGUCUCGUCCGAAACAUACUCGAAGCACGAGAAACCGAUUACUUUACAAAUCUUAAAGAUAGACAGCUCAGACAUCUGCUUGACUCAAUCAAAAUCCUGGCCGAGAAGGACUCUGCCGUGCUUGUGCGAAAUUUGGCAUCUGAUCUCGUUGUAACUCAUAUAGAUCCUAAUUCGGAUCAACUUGUUCCGCCUCUAUCUGCAUCGACAGCGUCAAGUGGAUCAAAUCGUGUAAGAUCCGGAAGACGCAUAUAUACUCCACCCUCUCUCCAUUCUACCUCCUCGGCGCCUCUUACACCAACACAUGCGUCCCGUCAUUCUCAAUCGGGUGCAUUUAUCGAAGUAGCAUCGAGUCCUAAGCGCUCAGGUGUAUCACUAGCUCAAGAGCGUGAUCCUAUUGCAUAUCGUCCCAGGAGCAAAGAGGGUAUAUCAGCCAUCCCUAUAAGUUCUCCUCGCCGACAGAACACCGACAUGCAACCUGGUAGUGGUUCUUCCGGCGGAAAGAGCAGGCUACCGAGAAAUUCGGGCCUGUAUGUGUCACGACCUAGCCUCAGUGCUCUUGCGACCGGUUCGCGAAGCGAAGGCAUGAUAUCACAUAAAGAAAGUAUCGAAGCCGUUACGGAUGAAUUGACUCGAUCGUCCAGAAGAAUUUCUCCACCGGAACAUAAUGGCGUUCGCACUGGUAGUGUUUCUUCUGCUUCUUCAUCUGUAUCUGGGUCAGGCAGGCCAAAAAGAAGCCGGGCGCCGAGUGAUGGAAAGCAGAAGUGGAGCACAUAAUACUUCCCUCUCAGAUUGCUGACCACUAAAAGUACAUAAAUAGGAGGUAGUUUAUACCGGCGAAUACUCGCCAGCCGGAGCCUAAGGAAAGGCCGAAAUGGGAGCUCUAUGGAAAUGGUUAGGAUGUCGCAUUUGCUUCUUCUACGCUUAUAGAAGGGAAGAAGCCUUUGUAUCUCGAGGAGCAUUUUAAGGGGUUCCACUUCAACGGGGUUUCAGUUUCAUUUUUCUUCUUCUACGGGUUAAGAGGAGUGUCUAUCUACCUACAUAGAGGGUAUUGGCGCACAAAGGGAGGAGGGGUAUGGUCUACAUAACGAAAAGUCAAUUUAAUAAGGUAACGAGGUUCAUGAUGCGACGUUGCUGCCUCCUGGGCGUGUUGCGUGAAUCUGUGACACGUAUGUUUCUGAUGGGAUAGUUAUGAUAGAUUGACUUUGAUGUAUGAUGCUAGUAAUAAUACAAACGGGGUUUAAGUAGAAG
This is a messenger RNA of Daldinia caldariorum, 5380 nucleotides long. RefSeq names its product cell division control protein. The transcript is spliced from 13 exons. The record is from RefSeq and is a predicted model, not a curated record. Bases 587 to 4906 code for a protein of 1439 amino acids. Gene Ontology annotation, cellular component: cytoplasm. Lineage: Eukaryota; Fungi; Ascomycota; Sordariomycetes; Xylariales; Hypoxylaceae. Gene Ontology annotation, molecular function: protein serine/threonine kinase activity; ATP binding. Gene Ontology annotation, biological process: protein phosphorylation.